GAACGCUACUCUGACUACGUACGCUAAACGUGUGGGCAUCUUCAAUUUUAGCCCACGAACUCGCAUCUUUCAGGGCUCUAGUUUGUUUUUUUUACCAAAAUUUAAGGUAUCAUCAGUCUUUAAAAAAAAGUCACGCAUGCUCGAACUGAGUAACGCCUUUUAAAAAAAACAACAUCAAACAAUUUAAUAUAUUAAAUACCCCUUCAUAUUGAAGUAUCGUAUGAAGUCUCCAGUCAAGAGUACAUAUUUCAAAACUUUUCUAAACUCAAGUAGAUUGGUGCGAUAUAAUGAUAUCUAUACUUGUGAACACAGAUCACAAGGAAACGUGACGGCCACAUGAUUCUCCCAAUAAACUACUGAAAAUAUUACUUGGUAAAAACUGAGGAAACAAACAAACAAUUUUCCUGAGAAUCAGUGCGAGACAGAAUAAUCUGGCAAGACCAACGAUGCCGAAGACUGGGAUGAGUUUUUUUGUGAUCACCGCCGUCCUGCUUGUCAGCGGAGCUAGGAGUUUCAUAUUAUCGAGGAGUCACACAGAAAGUCAGAGAUAUAGAGAUCGUAUAUUUCACCAAGGAAGACGCAUACCACAGAUUAGCCAGUCCCGUAUUUCAGAAGACGGACGUAGUCCUAUGUAUAACCAGAGAGCUCAUUGGCGCCACCUAGCGAAUCGUGUGCACUAUGAUAACAAUAAUCGAAGGUUCUCAUCUCUCUCGCCUCAUCUGUUUGGAGCUACAACUAAUAGAUAUGAUCCAAAAUCCACCUUGUUACAAGGUGGACAUUACCCGCUUAAAAGGGGCCGACUAAAUCGUUUAACGUAUCGCCGCCAUGGCGUUCGAGGGCAUAUUACGAUUUCAACUGCGAGAAAAGGUCACACCCGCACUAGGAUCCCAAGACGACGUAAAGGAGAAGGAGCUGCUCGUUUCUUUGCUCCUGCACAGGAUCACUUCGGUAGUAACAACUCACGAUUGGAAGUUCAAAGUGACCAACCAGCCUACAAUAGGUCUAAUAUAAUUUUAACUCAUGUAUCUCAAGUUUUUCCUUCCAGAGAACGUGCGUCAGAAAGAUACACCAUCAAACUUCCUCUGACAAGUCCAUCAUCUUAUCAGGCAUACACUAGAGGGCAACGGCGUAGAGGCAGUGUGGUGAAUAUUUCAACACCACCAAGGGCUUAUCGGGAUCGGUACACCAAACAACCUCGUCCACAGAAGUUGUUUCAUGUGCAGAUAGAGGGAGCCAGGAAAGCCAUUCCACAGAGUUUCUACUACAGAACAGAUACUCAGCUACCAAUAAGAAGAUCCAUGAGCCUCCGCACAACCAACAGGCCUAUCUCAAGUAUGUGCAUCAGAUGUCCACGUGAUCAAAAAAUAAUUGUGGACCGGGGUCAAACCUGUGCUGUCACCUCUUUGCCUCCUGUUAGGACAUGUUCUCGGCUGUUAAGAUCUCCAGGUUCAGUAGAGAUUGCUGUAACUCUUGGUCCCAGGCCUGGCACUAAGGUCUCCGAAGGUGAAUAUUUCAUACAACUCCACAUUAAGAAAGCUGGAAUCAAACUUCAAACCUGCCAGUUCCGGCUUCACGUAAAAGUUCUAAAAUGUCCGCUUCUGAAGGCCCCGGACCAUGGAUACGUAAGUUGUUCUAAUGGCACAACAUGGGGAAGCAUCUGUAGAUUCACAUGUGCGAGUGACCACAGGCUUGUAGGAAAAGAGGUCAUCACCUGUGAAGGUGACCAAAGCAGUGUUCAGUGGACUGGUCAGUCACCAGUGUGUAAAGUUCAGGAAUGUCCUGCAUUGAUGGUCCCAGAUCAUGGAUUUAUGACGUGCACCCGUGGACCUUUAAUUCCCGGUAGCAGGUGCAGAUUUGCAUGUAACAUAAACUACCAGUUACUUGGGAGCGCUAGUGUCAUGUGUAUGAAUGAUCACGGUGUUAUUCACUGGAGUGGCGUAUUGCCAUUUUGUAGAGUUGCAGAAUGUCCACCAUUAAGGCCUCCUGAUCAAGGAUUCGUUCUGUGUUCUAAUGGAUCAGCGAUAGGAAGUACCUGUCAGUUUUCAUGUAGAAAACACUACUUACUCGUUGGAAGUGUUUCGGUCACGUGCCGAGAUGACCGACAAACCUACAGAUACUGCCCAAGUUCCUUUCAUUAGUGCACCUUAGAACUCCGUGUUCUGGGACAGUUAGUGAAGGACACU
This is a messenger RNA of Limulus polyphemus (Atlantic horseshoe crab), 2183 nucleotides long. RefSeq lists its product as uncharacterized. The coding region runs from base 447 to 2138 and encodes 563 amino acids. NCBI's taxonomy places the organism in Eukaryota, Metazoa, Arthropoda, Merostomata, Xiphosura, Limulidae. The transcript has 9 exons. The record is from RefSeq and is a predicted model, not a curated record.